Messenger RNA from Echinostoma caproni, 264 nucleotides. NCBI's taxonomy places the organism in Eukaryota, Metazoa, Platyhelminthes, Trematoda, Plagiorchiida, Echinostomatidae. The record is from the annotation of a GenBank genome assembly.
AUGGAGAACACUGAUUACUGUCAGCUAUGCACGCUAACAAUGGAUCAGUUGAAGGAAUGGAUCCAGAAACCAUCUAUGAAAACACUGUACGAGAAAGCAGUUGAUGCUGCUUGCAAACAUACUGGAGCGAUGUAUAGCAUGUGCAAAGAAACCAUAAUGUACGGAAUUCAAGUGGCGAUCGAGUUUGUGGAAAAAGAAGACUCGACGGCUGCAUGUCGUUCAGGUUCCAAGCACAGUGUCGUUAAGGAAUUUGCGAUGGAUUAA